Messenger RNA from Tripterygium wilfordii, 1018 nucleotides. Its product is annotated as protein LURP-one-related 8-like. NCBI's taxonomy places the organism in Eukaryota, Viridiplantae, Streptophyta, Magnoliopsida, Celastrales, Celastraceae. The record is from RefSeq and is a predicted model, not a curated record. The transcript is spliced from 2 exons. Bases 106 to 747 code for a protein of 213 amino acids.
AUUUAUUUUAGGCAAGUUGGCAAGUGGCUCGUUGGCUUGACUCUCAACACACAUCUUCGCUAGCUAGCUCGCAAAUUUAGACUGGACUCUUCUUGGAUCCCAGGAAUGACAAAGGUUUACCCAAACGCACCACCCACACCCACACCCACACCCACAGCCUCCCCAGCCUGUGACUGUGAGGAGGACCCAUUGCAGGUCCUCACUGUCUGGAAUAAAUCUCUCCUAUUCAACUGCAAAGGUUACACCGUCUUCGACUCCAACGGUAAUCUCGUUUUUAGGGUCGAUAACUACAUGUCUGGUUCAGGCUUUAAGGCCGAGAUACUACUCAUGGACGCAGCCGGCGAACCCCUCCUCACCAUUCGCCGCAAGAGGUUGAGUCUAGGAGAUAACUGGAUGGUGUACGACGGAGAGAAGGCGGUGAAUCCGCGAUUUUCAGCUAAGAAGCAUGUGAAUAUUCUAAAUAGCAAGUGUUUGGCAUAUGUGACUUCGGUGGGUUCAUCGUCGUCUUCGAGAGUGGUGUACCAGAUAGAGGGAUCGUACGCGCAGAGAAGCUGUGUGGUGUAUGAUGAGAGGAGGCGGAAGGUGGCGGAGAUAAAGCAAAAAGAGGCCGCGGUGAAGGGUGCGGGUUUUGGUGUGGACGUGUUCCGCCUUAUUGUUAAUCAGCCCGGAAUAGAAGCGGCGGAGGCCAUGGCACUCGUCAUCCUUCUUGACCAGAUGUUUGGUUCUUCCAGACGCUUCACCAACUAAUAUUUUCAACAAACAAAUAAAUAAUAUAUUUCAAGUUAAUUAAUUUAUCAAAUUUAGAGAAAAAAAAUUAAAGAAAAACAGCAGAAAAUCAUUUUGUUCAAGAAAAUUUUGUCUUUAUUGCCCCACCUAGCUUUUAUUUUUCAAAUAUAGAGCUUGGUCUUUUUCCUUUUAAAUAAAAAGGCCAAGCAGAUCUAAGUGGGGAUGUAAUGUAUAUAUUCUGGAAAAAAAAUAUUUCAUAGUAUAUAGUAAAAAUAUGCUUUUGUUUUGCAAA